AUGUGGUCUCAGCUUUUGGGGUUUGUUUUAUUUGUUGCCAAUAUCCACACAACUGUUAGCGAUGGCGUGUUGGGUUGUGGAGGUUUCGUUAAAUCAGACGUAGAGAUUAAUUUUUCAUUAGUGGAGAUGAAGUUGUACACUGUUCAAGGGAGUAUCAAAUAUCAAACAGACUGUGCACCAAACAAUGGCUACUACCUUAUUCCUCUUUAUGACAAAGGGGAUUUUGUCUUGCAAGUUGAACCUCCACCUGGUUGGAGUUUUGAACCAGAAUUAGUUCGAUUACACAUUGAUGGUACUACAGACAAAUGCAGCUUAGGAGAAGACAUCAACUUUCAAUUCAAAGGAUUCUCCAUUCAAGGAAUGGUUUUGAGUAAAGGUCAAAAGAAGGGACCUGGUGGGGUGCAUUUGUCAUUGAUGGCUGUUGGUAGUGAUGAAGUGUUACAGACAACAACAUCUGUAGAAAAUCAAAAUUAUCAUUUCAAGAAAGUCAUGCCAGGGGAUUAUAUCAUCAAGGCUUAUCAUGACACAUGGAAGUUUGAACGGCCUGAGGCCACUGUAACUGUGACACUGGACAAUGGAAUUGUUGCGAAUGACAUUGUUGUAGCUGGAUAUGAUGUCAGUGGACGUGUGUUCAGUGAAGGUGAACCAAUUAAAGGUGUCCAUUUUCUUCUUUAUUCUGAAACUGUAAAACCUCAGGAUGUUACAUUGUGUGAUACUUCUCCGGUGAAAGGAUUAAAAACUGUUGAUGCCUCAAUCUGCCAUGUGUCAUCUCGGGAAGAUGGUAUCUUCUCUUUCCCCUCCCUGUCACCAGGCGAAUACCAUUUGGUUCCGUUUUACAAAGGUGAACACAUUACUUUUGAUGUUGUUCCUGAAAAGAUUACCUUCCAUGUUGAGCACAACUCUAUCCAUUUACCUAAAGAAUUCCAGGUGGCAGGUUUUUCAGUAAGCGGGCUUGUUGUUGAUUCAGUGAAGGGUCAUGGCAUUGCUGGUGCUCAAAUAUUUGUUGGUGGCAAGCAGAUGGCAAUAUCUGACUCAGAUGGUUCCUACCAUCUUGAGAAUAUGAAGACUGGAAAAUACAAUAUUCAGGUGAUGUCAGAUAAAAUCUUUUUUGAAGAAGUCUCUCUCAAAAUAACUCCAAAUACUCCACAACUACCUGAUAUUGUAGCAUCCAGAUUCAGUGUGUGUGGAAAAGUAAAUAUUGAUGAAAUUCCCAAAGGACUUGACCGAACUGCUCUCCAACGCAAAGUGAAUGUAUUUACUGAAGGACAUGCUGUAAAAGUGAUGAUUCUUGAUACAGACAUGCAAGGAGAAUUCUGUGCUGCAUUUAAACCUGGAAAAUAUGUUUUCCAGGUUGUUCUUAGCUCUCAAGAAUUAAAGGCUGGUCUAUACUUGUCCCCAGAAGCACAACUUGUCACAAUCGCCAACAAACCAGUUUUGGAUGUCACCUUUUCACAGUUCAGGGCAAAAGUGUCUGGCUUUAUUACAUGCAUUGAGAAUUGUGGAGCCCUGGGUCUUUCACUUGACCCUAUUGGCAUGAUAGGAGAAGACAAAAAAGUUAUCAUGCUUAAGGAUUCUCUAAAGAAAGCAAGUUUUGAAUUUGAGAACAUUCUGCCCGGAAAAUAUAAAGUGACUCCACUUCAAGACAACUGGUGCUGGAAAGAGAAAUCUAAGGAAAUUGAGAUUACUGACAAAGAUGUAAUGGGUUUGGAAUUUACCCAAACAGGUUAUAUCCUCAAGUGUGGAUUGUCUCAUGAAAUUACUCUGAAUUUUGCCCAUGAGAACAAACAAGGCAGUGUGGGUUCGUUUGCUUUGAAGAAAGGCACCAAUAGGUUCUGUCUCUCCCAGCCAGGCGUCUAUCGUCUUACCACUGACUCUUGCCAUAGAUUUGAGAAGGAUGUUUAUACAUACGAUACCUCCAAUCCUGUUGUAUUAAGCCUGACAGCUGUUAAACACAAAGUCACUGGGGUUAUCAAUACUGAAGUUCCAGCUGAAAACCUUCUAGUCUCCAUCAAAUCUCCAUUGAUGAAGUCUCCAAUCACUCUUGAACCAACUGCAGAAAAGAAGGCUGUUGAUUCAACAAAAGAUUCAAAAGAAAAUGUUGAUCCUGAACCAGUUGCCAAAAAUCUGAAAUAUUAUUUCUCCUAUUGGGCAAAAAGCAACGAGCGACUUGAAAUUAAGGUUUUAUCAGAACAAUUGUUGUUUUCACCAAAUCAAGUUGAUGUUACAGUGCAUGGAGAGAGUUGUCCAGGAGAAUUAGCCCAUUUUACUGGCAAAGUUGGUAUUUUUAUCACUGGGAAAAUAGAACCAUCAUUGUCUGGUGUCCAAGUCACAGUCUCUAGUCCUGAUAACGCUGCUAUGGAACCAGUUACUUUGGAGACCGAUGAGAAUGGAGUCUAUCGUCUUGGACCUCUUCACAGUGAUAAAAAGUACAAUGUAGAAGCAGCCAAAGUGGGGUUUGUUCUUACCAAAGACCCUAAUAAUCCAAUGAAUUUUAAGGCUCUCAAACUGGGAGAAAUUGCUGUUCAGGUUGUUGAUGAAUCUGAUCAGUCUUUGUCCAAUGUGUUGCUUUCCCUGAGUGGUGAUCGUCAAUACCGAAGCAAUAACCUUACCAAGAAUGGAGACAUGGUUUUCUCAUCCCUGAGUCCAGGCCAAUAUUUUUUGCGUCCCAUGAUGAAAGAAUAUCGCUUUUGA
Molecule: messenger RNA, 2691 nt
Organism: Acanthosepion pharaonis
Lineage: Eukaryota; Metazoa; Mollusca; Cephalopoda; Sepiida; Sepiidae
Source: the annotation of a GenBank genome assembly